This is a messenger RNA of Clarias gariepinus (North African catfish), 4273 nucleotides long. It is a transcript of the gene plcb2, whose product is annotated as phospholipase C, beta 2. Gene Ontology annotation, biological process: lipid catabolic process; phosphatidylinositol-mediated signaling. Lineage: Eukaryota; Metazoa; Chordata; Actinopteri; Siluriformes; Clariidae. Bases 65 to 3769 code for a protein of 1234 amino acids. The transcript is spliced from 32 exons. The record is from RefSeq and is a predicted model, not a curated record. Gene Ontology annotation, molecular function: phosphatidylinositol-4,5-bisphosphate phospholipase C activity; calcium ion binding.
ACAGCUGUCAGUGUGCAUGUCAGCCCCGAUGCCCCAUCAGCAAAGUGCGGCUGACUAGGACACCAUGAUCAGGAAGCGUUAUAUUCUCACAGAACCUGAGAUCAAAAGCUAUUUGGUCAAAGGAGAAAGAUUUACAAAAUGGAAAGAAGACUCAUCACGCACCGUGCCUGUCACUAUGAAGAUGGAUCCGAAAGGAUUCUUUCUUUACUGGAUAAACUCGAGCAAGGAAGUGGAGAUUUUGGAUAUGGCGACCAUACGGGACACACGGACAGGAAGAUAUGCAAAACUCCCCAAACAUACCAAAGUUCGAAAUACAUUCAACAUGGACUUCCCUGACAGUAAUUACUUAGCCAAGACCUUGACCAUCGUGACUGGUCCUGACAUGGUCAAUCUCACCUACUACAACUUCUUUGCCCCCAAAGAAAAUAUAGUGCAGAACUGGGCUGAUGACAUCCUGGCCAUCGUCUACAAUCCCCACAGAUACAACGUCUGCAGACAGGUCUACCUGGAUAAAUUGUACACUCGCCUCACACUGCAAACUAACAAGGAUGGCAAGAUCCCUGUUAAACAUAUCUAUAAGAUGUUUCCAGCUGACAAAAAAAGGGUCGAUAGUGCACUCGCAGCUGCAAAGCUUCCUAAGGGAAAGUUUGACUCCAUUAAGCCUGAAGUGUUCACUGAAGCUGCAUUCAAGACCUUCCUGUUGAACCUUUGUCCUAGACCAGAGGUCUUUGAAAUCUUCAGCACCUAUUCAAGCAAGCCUUACAUGACCAAGGAGGUCUUUAGCAAGUUCCUCUAUGAGAAGCAGCGAGACUCGAGGCUUAAUCAAGAGCUUUACCCACCACUGAGACCUGAUCAGGUGAAGGCCCUCAUUGACAAGUAUGAGCCCUCAACCGCUAAUGCUAACCGGGGUCAGAUAUCCCCAGAGGGUCUACUGUUCUUCUUAAUGGGGCCGGAGACAACACCUGUGAUGUUAGACAAAAUGGCCCAGUGCCAUGACAUGACCCAGCCCAUACCUCACUACUACAUCAAAUCCUCCCACAACACCUAUCUCACUGCCGGUCAGUUCUCAGGCCCCUCCUCUCCAGAAAUGUACCGUCAGUGUCUGCUUUCUGGAUGUCGCUGUUUGGAGCUUGACUGCUGGAAGGGCAAACCUCCAGAUGAAGAGCCAAUCAUUACUCAUGGCUUCACCAUGACAACUGAGAUCCUUUUUAAGGAUGUGAUUGACGCUAUUGCAGAGUGUGCGUUCAAAACUUCGAAAUAUCCAGUCAUUCUUUCCUUCGAGAACCACGUGGAUACUGUGAAACAGCAGGAGAAGAUGGCUAACUACUGUAGGACAAUAUUUGGAGACGCUCUACUUGCUGACCCCUUGGAGAAGUAUCCGUUGAAGCCAGGUCAACAAAUUCCCAGUCCUUCUGAGCUGAUGGGAAAAAUUCUGAUCAAAAACAAGAAGGGCCCUACAGCCCCAGCCAAACCUCCACCAAAGAAAGAACAAGAGGAGAGUCCAACAGCAGAGAAAGCAGGAGGGGCCUCUGAAAAUCCUGAGAAUCCUGAAAACCCCGAGAACCCAGAGAACCCUGCGAACCCUGAGAACCCUGAGAACCCUGAGAAUCCGGAGAAUCCAGAGAACGCUGCGAACCCUGAGAACGCUGCAAACCCUGAGAACGCUGAGAACCAGACCAAUGAACCGGAUGAGACCCAUGAGGAUGAAGAACAAGAUGAGGAAAAGAUGAAGAACUCAGAUGAAGGUACAGCAGGACAGGAAGUGAAAGCUUUUGAGGCGAUGUCUUCAAUAGUCAACUAUAUUCAGCCACACAAGUUCGUCUCCUUUGACCAGUCUAAGAAAAAGAACAAGAGUUACGCCAUCUCUUCUUUUGUGGAAACCAAAGGAGAGAGUCUGAUCGCCAAGAGUGCCGUGGAGUUUGUCGAAUAUAACAAGAGACAGAUGAGUCGAAUCUACCCCAAAGGAACACGUAUGGACUCUUCUAACUAUAACCCUCAGCCUUUCUGGAAUGUCGGCUGUCAGAUGGUGGCACUCAACUACCAGACCAUGGAUUUUCCCAUGCAACUGAACAUGGCACUGUUCGAGUAUAACGGGAGGACUGGGUACCUCUUAAAACAUGAUGUGAUGCGGAGGAACGACAAGACGUUUGACCCCUUCUGCGACAAGAUCGACACCAAUGUCCCCAACACGGUCUCAAUCAAGGUCUACUCAGGCCAGUUCCUAUCUGACAAGAAUGUGAAGACAGUAGUGGAGGUGGAAAUCAUUGGCUUACCUGGAGACCCCAAAAAGAAAUUCCGCACCAAACCCACCGCUACACCAAAUGCCAUCAACCCUGUGUGGAAUGAGGAGCCCUUCGUGUUUGAGAAGGUUCUGUUGACCGAAUUGGCUUCAGUCAGAAUAGCCGUCUUUGAGGAGGGAGGCAAAUUCAUCGGACAUAGGAUUAUUCCUAUAGACGCCAUCCAAUCAGGAUUCCAUCAUCUUUGUCUGCGUAGUGAGAGCAACAUGCCGUUAAUGCUCCCUACCCUGUUUGUCUACAUUGAGGUGAAAGAUUACAUCCCUGCUGCAUUUGCUGAUUUCACUGAUGCGCUAUUUAAUCCAGUGAAAACGACAAAGCCUGCCAAACAGGAGAGUGCUAACUUUGUAAGCAAGUAUGAGAUGGCUGGUGCUGCAGCUGUUCCAGCCGCAGUGCCUGAGGCUGCUGAAACCCCAGCAGAGGGCGACGCUAAGCCUGAAGAAGCACCUGCAGCAGAUGCAGAGCCCAAAGCAGAUGAGCCAGCACCGGCUGAACCAGAACCACAAGCUCCUGAACCCGAGGCAAACCCAGAGCCACCUGCGGCCGCGGAAGAGGCUCCUCCGACCGAAGCACCUCCACCCGCAGAAGAGGCUCCUCCCGCCGAGGCACCUCCACCUGCCGAAGAAGCGCCACCCAGCGAGGAACCUGCGCCGGCAGAAGAAGCUCCCCAAGAAACACCUGCGCCAUCUGAAACCCCUGAGGCAGAGAAUCCCGCUGAUCCAAAUGAGCUGGCCUCUGUGACCUGUGAUGAACUGCAGCAGCACAAGAAUUACCAGAAGGUCAUCAAGAAGCAGGAGAAAGAGCUGAAAGAGCUGGAUAAGAAGUUCCAGAAGAAGGGCGAGGAGCUAACUCAGAAAUACAGUGACCUCUUCAAAUCCCUCAAGAAGAAGUCCUCGUCGAAGCAGAAUGAGGCCGGGGCUGAGGGGCCACCAGCAGAAAUCAAUGAGCUGAAAAUGAAGCUGCAGGCGGAGCUUCGAUUACUGUGGGUGGAGAAAAACGAUCAGCUGAAAAAGAAGAAAGAGCAGCAUGCCUCUGAGUGCUUGACCAAGCUGUUGGAGAUGGCUACGGAGAGACAUGCCAAUGAACUGAAGGCGCUGAACAGUAAAGGGGGAAAGAAGAAGGAAUCAAAGACCUCAGGCUCAGACAAGAGCAGCUUGAAGAAGACCAAGAGUACGGAACAACUGGACGAUAACAACGCUGCGCAGACCGCCGACAGCAAUGGAAUUUCAUCACAAGAGCAGGAGCAGAAACUUAAGAAGAAACAGGCUGAAACUCUGUCUGACAUCAGAGGCCUGAACAGUCAGAUGCACCAGCAGGCUGUUUCAGAUCAUGCUAAGAAGAUGUGGUCUCUACCAGGUGAUCUUAAGGAAGCAGUAAAUGCAUGUUUGGGUGCUCACUUCCCCGAGUAUGUAGAUAAGACCGAAGACACCAAGACAGCGCAUAAUGGCCAGUAUGGGCAAGUUUUCCGGGGCUGAUGGACAUUCACCUUGCUCUCCAUAGCCCUCUUUAGCACGUCCGCAGGUGUAGUGAUAAACUUUGGUGGUUGAUAAACUUUGCGAUAUCAAUUCGCAGCAACGUGUCAAUACUCUUAUUUCAAUCCUCAUCAUGUUGAUGCAUUCAAGGUGCCAGAAUUUCCCAUCAUGACAUUUGUAGUAAAGUCUUGGCAAUAUGCCUUAAAGACGUGUGAGGAUUAAUUUUGAUUAUUUAAAAGGGACAAUCACCUGCAGAACUGAGCUGUUAAGGUAAUGUGUCAAUUGUGAUUUAGAGUAUAUAGAAUAGGUAUUAAAAAGGACAUUGCUCUACUGUCCUUAUUUAGCACUUCCAGUUAUUUAUGGGAGCAUUUUGUGUACAUUUAGAAAAGAUAUGCAAACAAAUAUUUAUGGGCUUCAUUUAGUAAUUAUACAGUAGAAUAUAAUUUAAUGGUACUUCUUAAGGAGAUACACAUUAUAAUAGCAAAUAAAAUCAUAAUGAGAAUUCAC